AUGAAUUUUGUGCAAUUAAACACUGAAUCUGGUGUGGGCCUAGAAUUGAUCGGAGUUAAAGGAGCUGGUCAAGUGAGAACCGGUAUUUAUAUUCUAUCUGUGAUACCUGGAUUAUCAGCAGCUAAAGAUGGAAGAUUGUCUACUGGAGAUCAAUUGCUAUCGAUCGAUGAACAUUCUUUAUUGGGGGUUACAAUGGAAGAGGCUUUCAAGAUUUUUCGUAGAAAUGGCAGCGUAGUUACUUUGGUGGUUGCCAAAGGAGCAGCAUUUAAUCAUGGAUUAGAUCGACAUAGAAUGUUUCAACAGUGCUAUUCAAUGCCUCAGACCAAGCAAGAGGCUGACAGUACAACCUUCAUGUUUCCUCAACAAUCUUCGUCACCACCAACUAGGUAUCCUUCUUCAUGGUAUCAGCACGCAGAUGCAAUGAACAAUGGCAUACCACAUUUCAAUCAGAUGGCGUUUGCAUACAAUCCAUACAGGGAACAUUUCAUAAAUUUUGUCAGGCAGGCAACGCUCUACUCAAAGUAUACAAAUCAGAUACCAAAAACUGUUGCGAAACCAAGUCCAGGUACCAGACAGAAGAAGCAGUUCAUCUGUAAAUAUUGUAACAGGCAUUUCACUAAGAGUUACAAUCUUUUGAUACAUGAGAGGACACAUACUGACGAAAGGCCGUAUUCUUGUGACAUAUGUGGGAAGGCUUUCAGGAGGCAAGAUCACUUGAGAGACCAUAGAUACAUCCACAGUAAAGAGAAGCCCUUCAGGUGCACAGUUUGUGGAAAAGGAUUUUGCCAGAGCAGGACUUUGGCAGUUCACAAAAUCCUCCAUUCAGAAGAAUCACCUCAUAAGUGCCCAAUUUGCGAAAAAUCAUUCAACCAACGUUCCAACUUGAAAACCCACCUUUUGACCCAUAGCCAAAAAACAAUGGAUUGUCCAUCAUGCUCGCAAAUAUUCGCUAGUUACACCGAGUUGAAGAACCACGAAUUGAACCAUUGUUCUUCAAAACCCCAAAGUACCAAUAACGUUCCAGUAGUACCAUUAGUCUUGGAAGAAAUAGAAGUUACAGAUGGUUUGGAUCUUUCAAGGAAACACCAAGAAGAGAAUAGUUGUGAAGAAAAUUCAAUAAAAACGGAGAAAGAAACGACGCCAGUAAAAACUAGAUUCGGUUUUUCAAUUGAAGACAUACUCAGGAAAUGAGUUUUUUUUUAUUUCGAAUUUUUUAGAGAUUCCUACCUCUUCUUCUUUGAGACUGAUAUUGUCAAAUGUUACCAAUUUGAUUUUCAAAGGUUCAAAGUUCUGUGUUAUGAUUGUACAUAUCUGUAAAUAUUGUUGUUGAUUUUUGUUGUUAUUUAUUGAAUUUUUUAUUUAUUGCAUACUAUCAUCUUAUCAUCGAAUAUAGAUAAUACUAUUGCAUGUACAUUAAAUUCUUGAAUUUU
Harmonia axyridis is the source of this 1430-nucleotide messenger RNA. Its product is annotated as zinc finger protein 615-like. The coding region runs from base 1 to 1191 and encodes 396 amino acids. Gene Ontology annotation, molecular function: DNA-binding transcription factor activity, RNA polymerase II-specific; protein binding; RNA polymerase II transcription regulatory region sequence-specific DNA binding. The transcript has 4 exons. The record is from RefSeq and is a predicted model, not a curated record. NCBI's taxonomy places the organism in Eukaryota, Metazoa, Arthropoda, Insecta, Coleoptera, Coccinellidae. Gene Ontology annotation, cellular component: nucleus. Gene Ontology annotation, biological process: embryonic pattern specification; embryonic hindgut morphogenesis; regulation of transcription by RNA polymerase II.